AACGUCAUCACUCCGCGACGAGAGAGAGGGAAAAGAACGGCGCGGCGAUGACGUCAACAAAGCCCCGGUCUGAGGGGCGGGGCUUUCUUAGCGGCGCCCCUCAAAUCCCGUUCCGUCCCGCCGCGCUGCCAUUCCGGGAAGCUUCUCUCCCCGGCUGCUUCCUUCCAUGCGCUGGCGACGCUUUCUGUGCCGAGCGUUCUCAGUUAUGACGGGACCAAGGCCAGUCGUGCUGAGCGGGCCCUCAGGUGCCGGGAAGAGCACUUUGCUGAAGAAGCUGCUGAAGGAUUACGAGAACGUGUUCGGUUUCAGCGUCUCCCAUACCACAAGGAACCCAAGACCGGGAGAAGUCAAUGGAAAAGAUUACCAUUUUGUGACACGAGAAGAGAUGAAGAAGGAAAUCGAUGCUGGAGGAUUCAUUGAAAACGCAGAAUUUUCUGGGAACAUGUACGGGACAAGGUAUGAAAGGAUGUAG
Molecule: messenger RNA, 472 nt
Organism: Anolis sagrei ordinatus
Lineage: Eukaryota; Metazoa; Chordata; Lepidosauria; Squamata; Anolidae
Source: RefSeq, a predicted model, not a curated record